CCGUAUAAUACUUGGGGACCUUACUAGUGAACCGACGUCGUGUUCACCUCUUCGUCCUCUGAAUAUACUUCUUAAAUAUUAAUAACAAUGGCUUACAUGUUCGUUAGGUUAUCGUCAUUUGCUACAAAACAGCUUUCUCAAAAAGUUCCUAAGAUCUCUCCCAAAAUUUCAUCAUGCCUUUCAAGGUAUCUCAGCACUGGGAAACCCUUAGCUGCAUCAGGACCAGGAGCUGCCGAAGUUUCAAGCAUCUUAGAAGAGCGCAUUUUAGGACACACUCCUACUGCUGAGUUAGAAGAAACUGGACGAGUGUUAAGUAUUGGUGAUGGUAUUGCUCGUGUUUAUGGUUUAAAAAAUAUCCAGGCUGAAGAGAUGGUAGAAUUUUCCAGUGGUUUAAAAGGUAUGGCUUUAAAUUUAGAACCAGAUAAUGUUGGUAUUGUAGUAUUUGGUAACGACAGGCUGAUUAAAGAAGGCGAUAUUGUAAAACGAACUGGAGCCAUUGUAGAUGUACCAGUGGGACCAGAAAUUCUAGGUAGAGUUGUUGAUGCUCUAGGAAACCCUAUUGAUGGAAAAGGACCUAUUAAUUGCACCCGACGAGCUCGAGUUGGGGUAAAAGCACCAGGUAUCAUCCCUCGUAUAUCUGUGCGAGAGCCUAUGUUGACUGGAAUAAAAGCUGUAGACAGUUUAGUUCCCAUCGGCAGAGGACAGCGAGAAUUGAUUAUUGGUGAUAGGCAGACAGGGAAAACUGCCAUUGCCAUUGACACUAUUAUCAACCAGAAAAGAUUCAACGAAGGAUCAGAAGAAAAAAAGAAAUUAUUCUGUAUUUAUGUUGCUAUAGGUCAAAAAAGAAGUACUGUUGCUCAAAUUGUGAAGCGUUUGACAGAUUCUGAUGCUAUUAAAUACACCAUCAUUGUUGCUGCAACUGCAUCUGAAGCCGCCCCCUUGCAGUAUUUGGCACCAUAUUCUGGUUGUGCUAUGGGUGAAUACUUUAGAGACAAUGGAAUGCAUGGCCUUAUUAUCUAUGACGAUUUGUCUAAACAAGUAAGCCCUUAAACUUCCAUUAAGUAU
Molecule: messenger RNA, 1065 nt
Organism: Stegodyphus dumicola
Lineage: Eukaryota; Metazoa; Arthropoda; Arachnida; Araneae; Eresidae
Gene: blw
Product: ATP synthase subunit alpha blw, mitochondrial
Biological process (GO): proton transmembrane transport; proton motive force-driven ATP synthesis
Molecular function (GO): ADP binding; ATP binding; proton-transporting ATP synthase activity, rotational mechanism
Source: RefSeq, a predicted model, not a curated record